This is a messenger RNA of Protopolystoma xenopodis, 678 nucleotides long. NCBI's taxonomy places the organism in Eukaryota, Metazoa, Platyhelminthes, Monogenea, Polystomatidea, Polystomatidae. The record is from the annotation of a GenBank genome assembly.
GUUUCUGGGGAUGGCGCCGAAUCUAUUGUUACUGGUGGAGGAAUAUCAACAAACAAUCAGCAUCGACCUCCGCCUCUUCCAAUAAAAGAAGGAGAAGAAACCGAAGAAGCCCUUGCUGACACAAAGCGCACUCUUUUUGGAGCCUGGCAUGCUGAAGCUGCUGCUAGCGGAGGUCGCAUCGUCGUUCAUCAGACAUGGCAGAAAGACAGUCCUGCCGUCAUAAGAUAUUCAUAUAAUCGAUCGAAUCAGUUGUAUCUUCAACAGCAACAGGCUUCCGAAUCCAUACAGACGGCAUUGAAGUCUCCCUCUCCUACUUCGAGUAGGAUACUUGAGCAAUUCGAAAUGAGAUAUGAACCUGAAUUGAAGGUUUUUGAGGUACCUGAAGAACUCUGCACUUCUCCAUCAGCCCUCAGCCUUCUAGAGAGCGAUGAAUCCGAAGAGGAUGAUCUUGUUUUGCCACAGGCCGUCAUAUCUUCUUGUCCUGCUAGUUCUAGUGCUGCCUUGACUAUCUUUAAUCAAGCUGGUCAGAAAUCAUGCCCCAUAGCAGCUACUGUUUCAUCUUGUGAUACCACAGCUGGGUAUGCACAUUACUUGCACGAUAUGACUGGUGCUCAAACACCCGGUCUCUUGGGAGAGGUUUCGGUGGCUUCAUUUAUCGCGCCGCCUUUACUUGAAUAA